Messenger RNA from Plasmodium gonderi, 3471 nucleotides. Its product is annotated as Ran-binding protein. The coding region runs from base 1 to 3471 and encodes 1156 amino acids. Gene Ontology annotation, cellular component: nucleus. Gene Ontology annotation, molecular function: RNA binding. The record is from RefSeq and is a predicted model, not a curated record. NCBI's taxonomy places the organism in Eukaryota, Apicomplexa, Aconoidasida, Haemosporida, Plasmodiidae. The transcript has a single exon. Gene Ontology annotation, biological process: mRNA splicing, via spliceosome.
AUGUCAUCGAAGAACAAAAGGUACAGAGAUGACGGAAUCGAUGAUGAAUAUUUCCAUAGCGUUGAGAAGGUGAAAGUAAAGUCAUACAAAGGAGGAAAGGGAGGAGAAUCAUCGGAUAGGGAUCAAAGAGAAAUGGAUGAAAGGGAUGAGAAUCGGGAAUAUUAUGAAAAGAGCAGAAAUGUGUAUCAAGAUAAUUUUAGCAGAAAAUAUUAUGAUAAGUACAGAGAUAGAGGAGGGGGUGGAUACAGUGAUAUGUAUGAAUCGAAGCAUGGAGAAAAAUCUGAACGAAGCUACGACGAUCAUCAGUACGGAAAAUAUGAUGAAGAUCGCUAUGACUUCAAGAGGGGAAAGAAAAAGUAUGAAGAAAGAAGAUACAACAACCGAAUGAGUAGUUCAGAAAGAGGACAUGUAAACAAAAAUGACGGAGAACAUUAUGAAAAAUAUAACAAUAGGGGAACAGAUGAUGAAGAUAGAAAAAAUCGAAAAGGAUGGACAAAUCAUUACAAAUAUAGCAAAGAUGGUGAUAGAAAAAAUGAUUACAAAUUAUAUUCGAAACAUAAAGAAAGUGAAAGAAGAAGGUCUUAUAAUAACAGUAGUAUAGAAAAUAGCGAAAGUGAGUAUUCAUCCCGUUCAGAAGAUAGUAAAAAUAAAUACCAUUCUUACAGAACUAAGAAAUACAAAAUUGGGGAAAAAACAGAUGAGUAUGGAGAAUUCUCAAGGUUUAACUAUACUCAUGGGGGUCACAAGCAUGGCAGUUACACCCGUGGUAGUAACACCCAUGGUGGUUACGCCUAUGGUGAACAAAACCAUGACAUGCACACAAUUCGUAAAAUCACCAACAUAAAUGAUGUACUGGAAAUGAAGAAUAACAUUGAACUGUCUAGAUUUAUUUUUAUAUACAAAUUAAGCGAAACUAUAACGGAAGAAGAGAUUGAUGAGAUUAUUAGAAAUAUAGCUAUAAGUAAUGCGUUUUCUUUACCAGAUAAUAUAUAUAUAAAUAAAUUGUCUUUUUUUUCUGUAAAGGAUGAAUUAUUUGUAAGAGAAGGUUUAGAAUUUAUAAAAAAUAAUACAUACUUUAAUAAUAUUCAGUUAAAUAUAUUGACUACACAGUUAAAUAAUCAAAUUAAUGAUGAUCGUUGUUGCAUGGUAGAAUUUCCAUCGAAUGAAGCAUCUGCAAAGCUAUUUUCUAUUUAUGAGAAAAACAAUUGUUGUAUCGAAAUGGGAAACAACAUUUCGUACAUAUUCCCUAUUUUUAAGCUGAAGAAAAAAGGUAAUAAACUGGUAGAAGAUAGUAAGCAACCGUUAAAAAAAUUCUAUGAUUGGUAUUGUUCUUAUUGUAACUUCUUGAACUUUUCUCGUAGAACAGCAUGCUUCUUUUGCAAAGAAACAAAAACCAAUGAUGCUAAGAUGGUAGAAUGUGAAAACAAAGCAACACCUAAUGUUUUUAUAAAAAAUGUCGUAAUGACAAGUGGAAUUCCCCACGAAAAUGUUUCUUAUGGUGGAGUAAAUAAUCUUUUCAAUGGAGGAACUGCUAACAUGGAUACAGCAAUGUUUACCACAUUCCACACAGAUGAACUUUCCCGUAGCAAUAUUCCCUGUGGUAGUAAUGUGAUGAAUUCUAAAGGAGAAAUGCAUCUCCAUGAUACAGGAAAAAAUGAAGGGGAGAUGGUGUACCCGCUGAAUAAGUUUCCCACUUUGCAACAUUUGGAAGAAAAUUCUAAAGAAAAUUUUGAAACAUCCAUUAAGGAAAUAAGCGGAGAUGGUGAAAAGACGAAUAUGCUGAUUUUGAAAGAUAUAGAUGGAAAUAUUCCAAAUAAAGAUAUUUUAAAUUUUAUAAAUGAAGUUUUUGAAAAUAGACAUGUGAAUUAUUUGUACUUGUUUAACGACAUAAGAAAUUCAAAUAAAAGAAAAGGAUUCUGUUUUGUAGAAUUUCACAAUAACAUCUAUGCUGAACAAAUGAUGAAUGAGUUAGAAGGAAAUUACUACAUCAGUUACAAAAAUAAUUAUUUUAAAUUAGAUUAUGUGUAUGAAAAAGGAAAAGAAUAUUUUUUUCAUUCCAUAAAAUUGGCAAAAUUAAAUAUAAAUAAAUCAUUAGCAACAACCACAGACACAAAAAAUUGUAUUCCAUAUUUCAAUUUUUUUGUUAGUUACAUUGAAACUGCUCUUAACAUGAUGAAUAUUUUGAAUUACACAUAUUUCCUCCUUUGGUCAUCACAAAUUAUUAUUUUAAAAAACGAAAAACCAUCACUCACUGAAUUUUUUUUUGAUUCCAACACACAAUAUUAUUAUCAUCCUGUUUAUCAGAUUUACUUUGAUCAUAAUACCAAUUUUUAUAUGUCCCUCGCAAGGGGAUAUUACAUAUGGAAUGAUAACACAAAAUGUCUUGUCAGGAUGUACAUGGAAAAUGAACAAGUUAGUAGCGAUAACAUGGUUGCUGAAGUGGGUGAAGUGGAUAAAGUGGGUAAAGUGGAUGAAAUUGCGAAACCUGCCAAGGAUCAGUCAUAUCAUGAGCAAAAUUUGGCCCUUGCAGACCAGGACCAGAACGAGCAAUUUGAAGGGAAAAAGGAGAAUCGUUUCCUAGAGAAAAAUUCCCACCAGGUAACAGACAAUGGCUAUGAAAUAACUCUUGAAAGUAACAUAAUGAAUGAAAGAAUGGAUGUUAGUAAAAACAGUUUGGCAGGUAAUGCAGGAGGAAAUGAAAAUUCUGACAUUGGAAAUCUGAUUGGUUCUAGAGAAAAUCAUGGAAAGGACUCGGAUCCCAUUUUAUUUCAUAACCAUGGUGAAGAUACGCAAAAAAAUACCACAUUUUCCAAAAUAUCAACUCUAGUGGAGAAGGCUAAAAUGAUAGCGUUGGCAUCGAAAAAAAAUCUUGAACAAAUGAAUAUGAACGAAAACAGUUCCAGUAAUGUAGAAAAAAAAAGUAAAGAAAUAAUUAAAAAGCACUUUGCUACUGAUUCAGCAGAUGAGGAUAACGACGACCCUCCCAGCCAGGAACCAUUAUUAGAUAAGAAAGGGAACCACAAUAAUGUGUAUAAUAAAAGUAGCCAAUUAAAUAAGACAACUAGUCGAAUCGGAAACGCAACAACAGAAAAUACCAAUAGAUAUCACAAAGCAGCAUACAAGUCAAAGAAUUCUUUGAUACAAAGUCUCUCUAAGGUACAUAAUAGGCUGGGACAAUGGACCAGCACUACUACUACUACGACUAAUACUACUACUACUACAACUUGUUCAAAGGAUUACAAUAAUUAUACAAACGGUUUUAAUGAAUCCAACAAGAUGCAUAAUAAUUCAGAUGUUGGGAAAAUAGAAAGAAUAAAUGAGUACUCUAGUAAAAUUAACAACGAUUUUAACAUUUGUUUUAUAUGCUUGCGGAAGUUUACAAAUGCGGAUCUUUUGCAGAAACAUGUGGAUAUAUCUUUAUUGCAUAAAAGGAACCUACAGCUUGUGAUGGAUAUUGGGACAGCGGGUUAG